AUGUCAAAUAAAAAUAAUUGUACUCAUACAAAAGGUGGACUUUUAUGGUGUGGUGAUAGCCAAGCAGCAUCAUUAGCUAUUGCUCUUUAUGGUGCCUUUGGAUUUCUAAUGUAUUCUUCUUACGCGUCUACUAUUGAGAAAACUAAUGCAUAUAAAAACUUUGUAACAUCACAAAUUAAUUAUUUAUUCGGUGAUAAUCCUAUGAAAAUGUUUUAUGUUGUGGCUGUUCAUCCAAACUCUCCUAAAAAUCCUCAUCAUGCUGGUGCGUCUGGAGGAACAAGCUUAGUAACCUUGAAUGACCCAGUAAAGACUAAGUAUCCUUUAUAUGGAGCCAUUGUAGGUGGUCCGGCUCAGAAUGAUACAUAUGAAGAUUCAAGAGCAAAUGUUGAUCAAUCUGAGGUUGCGCUUGAUUAUAAUUCCGCAUAUCAAGGAAUAAUGGCAUAUUAUGUUAUUGACUCAUAUAUCCCCCCACCAGAAAAUCCAAGAGGACCAACAGGACCAACAUCGAUAUUUACUAAUUUACCUCAGAAUCACAAACUUCUAAUUAUAAUUGUUAGUUGUGGUGCUUUCUUGUUUCUAGUUUUAAGUAUAAUAAUAUACAGGUACAGGAGAAUUGUAUUCUGCAUAGGAGAUCCUGAAAAAAAUAAUCAAGGCAUAAAAUCAGAUGCUAAAAAAGAUAACAAGAACAUUGAAAGCGAACUAUCAGAGCAUUCUGAAAAAGAUAACCAGAGUACUACAAGUGAACUAUCAAAGCAGUCUGAAAAAGAUAACCAAGACACUGAAAGUAAACCAUUAAAACAGUCUGAAAAAGAUAACCAAGCUUUUGAAAGUGAACCAUUAAAACAGUCUGAAAAAAAUAACCAGGACUCUGAAAGUGAACCAUCAAAACAGUCUGAAAAAAAUAACCAGGACUCUGAAAGUGAACCAUCAAAACAGUCUGAAAAAGAUAACCAGGACUCUGAAAGUGAAACAUUAAAGCAGUCUGAAAGAAAUAACCAGGACUCUGAAAGUGAAUCAUCAAAACAGUCUGAAAAAGAUAACCAGGACUCUAAAAGUGAACCAUCGAAACAGUCUGAAAAAGAUAGCCAGAACUCUGAAAGUGAACCAUCAAAACAGUUUGAAAAAGAUAACCAGGAUCCUGAAAGUGAACCAUUAAAGCAGUCUGAAAGAAAUAUCCAGGACUCUGAAAGUGAUCCAUCAAAAAAGUCUAAAAAAGAUAACCAGGACUCUAAAAGUGAACCAUCAAAACAGUCUGAAAAAGAUAGUCAGAACUCUGAAAGUGAACCAUUAAAACAGUCUGAAAAAGAUAACCAGGACUCAAAAAGUGAACCAUUAAAGCAGUCUGAAAGAAAUAACCAGGAUUCUGAAAGUGAUCCAUCAAAACAGUUUGAAAAAGAUAACCAGGACUCUAAAAGUGAACCAUCAAAACAGUCUGAAAAAGAUAAUCAGAACUCUGAAAGCGAACUAUCAAAACAGUCUGAAAAAGACAACCAGGACGCUGAAAAUGAACCAUUGAAACAGUUUACAAGUGAAAAUAACACUUCAAAUGAUACGUAG
Molecule: messenger RNA, 1557 nt
Organism: Racocetra persica
Lineage: Eukaryota; Fungi; Glomeromycota; Glomeromycetes; Diversisporales; Gigasporaceae
Source: the annotation of a GenBank genome assembly